AUGACGUUUCAAAUCUUCGUCGGCGGUCAGCGCGUGAACAGCGACCACAUCACGUCCACGCCGGCGUGGGCGGACGCGCAGGGUAAAUCGAGGAAACGCGACGCGUUCGAGGGAGACGCGCUCGACGACGAGCUCGCGCGCGCGAACGCGCACGCGGGCAAGCGCGCGUUCGUCUCGCCUCAGGGCGGCGUCCAAGGCGAUCUGAUGGUCGCGGGAGGGGAGAACCCGGGAGGUCGUCAACAGCGGGGGCAUCAUCUUCACGUCUUCCAGCGGCCGACAAGGCCGCUCGGAGAGCUCGGGUGCCAGGUGUUCGUGACGCCGCAACAGGGAGGGUACGACCACCCGUGGUAG
This is a messenger RNA of Micromonas pusilla CCMP1545, 351 nucleotides long. RefSeq lists its product as uncharacterized. Bases 1 to 351 code for a protein of 116 amino acids. The transcript has 2 exons. The record is from RefSeq and is a predicted model, not a curated record. NCBI's taxonomy places the organism in Eukaryota, Viridiplantae, Chlorophyta, Mamiellophyceae, Mamiellales, Mamiellaceae.